UCAGGACGCUUGACUGAAUCUUGAAUAGCGAAUGCAUGUAAUUGUGAAAAGAGAGGAAUUCUCUUUUAACCACAGGCCCUAUGGAUCCGAACAGGAUUGUACAGGCUUUGAAGGGCACCAUAGACCCUAACCUGAGGAUAGCGGCGGAAAAUGAACUCAAACAGUCUUUCAAGAUCAUCAACUUCGCCCCUACGCUACUCCAAAUCAUUGUGUCAGAGCAGGUGGAGUUCCCUGUAAGACAGGCAGCCGCCAUUUAUCUGAAGAACAUGAUGGGACAGUACUGGCAGGACAGAGAGCCAGGGCCAGGGGACGUGGUGUUUCCCUUCAACAUCCACGAGAACGACCGCCAGCAAAUCAGAGACAACGUCAUCGAGGCCAUCAUCCAGUGCCCAGAGACUAUACGGGCCCAGUUGACGGUUUGUCUGCGAGUCAUCAUCAAGCACGAUUUUCCCGGGAGGUGGACGGGUAUUGUGGAUAAAAUCGGCAUGUACCUGCAGUCCCAAAACAGCGGCAGCUGGUAUGGCAGUCUCUUGUCCUUAUACCAGCUGGUGAAGACCUAUGAGUUCAAGAAGGCGGAGGAGAGGGACCCCCUGCUGGCCGCCAUGCAGCUCUUCCUGCCGCGCGUCCAGCAGCUCAUCUCCCAGCUGCUGCCCGACGUCACCGUCUUCUCGGUGCUCAUCCAGAAGCAGAUCCUCAAGAUCUUCCACGCACUCAUACAGUAUUCCCUUCCUCUCCAGCUCAUCAACAACACCGUCAUGACUCAGUGGAUGGAGAUUCUUCGCACGGUUGUAGAUCGAGAUGUUCCGCCGGAGACUCUGGUGGACGUGGACGAGGAUGACCGGCCCCAGUUGGUGUGGUGGAAGAGUAAGAAGUGGGCGCUGCACAUCAUCACCAGGUUGUUUGAGAGGUAUGGAAGUCCAGGCAACGUCACAAAGGAAUACUUUGAGUUUGCAGACUUUUUCCUGAAGACAUAUGCUGUUGGGAUUCAGCAAGUUUUACUGAAAGUGGUGGACCAGCACAGGCAGAAACAGUACGUAGCUCCUCGUGUGCUGCAACAGUCUCUGAACUACCUGAACCAGGGCGUGUCGCACUCACUCACAUGGAAACAGAUGAAACCACACAUGCAGGCUAUAAACCAGGAGGUGGUCUUUCCACUCAUGUGCUACAAGGAUGAGGACGAGAAGCUGUGGCAGGAGGAUCCCUAUGAGUACAUCCGCAUGAAAUUCAAUGUCUAUGAUGACCAUGUGUUCCCUGCCACGGCUGCCCAAAGUCUUCUGUGCAAAGCAGCCCGGAAACGGAAAGAGGUUCUGCCCCAGAUGAUGGAGUUCUGUCACCAGAUCCUGAUGGACCCGGCCUCAGACCCACGCAGGAAAGACGGGGCACUGCACGUAAUUGGCUCCCUGGCCGAGCUCUUGCUGAAGAAGAGGCUGUACCGGGAUCAGAUGGAACUCAUGUUACAAAACUAUGUGUUUCCACUGCUGAACUCAAACCUGGGCUACCUGCGUGCACGGUCCUGCUGGGUCCUGCACUCGUUCAGCCCACUGAAGUUCCAUGACGAGCUGGUCCUGAGGAACGCGGUGGAGCUGGUCAAGCAGGAUCUGAUCGCUGACAAGGAGAUGCCGGUAAAGGUGGAGGCGGCCAUCGCUCUGCAGACCCUCAUCAGCAACCAGGAGCAAGCUAAGGUGUAUAUCAGGCCGUUUAUCCGGCCGGUCAUGCAGGAGCUGCUGCACGUCAUCAAGGAGACGGAGAACGAUGACCUCACCAACGUCAUCCAGAAGAUGAUCUGCGAGUACAAUGAGGAGGUGGCCGUCAUCGCUGUGGACAUGACGCAGAACCUGGCUGAGAUCUUCCGUAAGGUGCUGGAGAGUGAUGAGUAUGAGGAGUGUGAAGACAAGACGGUGAUGGCUCUGGGCAUCCUGGGCACCAUCGACACCAUCCUCACAGUCAUGGAGGACCACAAGGAGAUUACUCAGCAGCUGGAAGGCAUCUGCUUGCAAGUGAUUGGCUUGGUUCUGCAGAAACCCAUCAUAGAGUUCUACGAGGAGAUUCUGUCUCUGGCGUUUGGCCUGACGUGCCAGACCAUCUCCCCUCAGAUGUGGCAGCUGCUGGGAGUGCUCUUCAAUGUCUUCCAGCACGACUGCUUCGACUACUUCACAGAUAUGAUGCCUCUGUUGCACAACUAUGUGACUGUGGAUACUGAUACUCUUCUGUCCAACCCAAAACACCUGGAGAUUAUCUACACCAUGUGUAAGAAAGUGUUGACGAGUGAUGCAGGGGAGGAUGCUGAGUGCCACGCUGCCAAACUCCUGGAGGUCAUCAUCCUGCAGUGCCGCGGCCGGGGGAUCGAUCAGUGCAUUCCCCUGUUUGUGGAGGCGGUUCUGGAGCGGCUGACGCGCGGUGUCAAGUCUAGCGAGCUGAGAACCAUGUGUCUCCAAGUGGCCAUCGCCGCCCUCUACUACAGUCCCGCCCUCCUGCUGCACACAUUGGACAACAUCCGCUUCCCUCACAGCCCAGAACCAAUCACGGCACAGUUCAUCAACCAGUGGAUGAAUGACACCGAGUUCUUCUUGGGUCUCCACGACCGUAAGAUGUGCAUCAUCGGCCUGAGCGUGCUGAUGGAGCUUCCCAACCGGCCGGCAGCGGUAGAGGCAGUGGUGGCCCAGAUCGUGCCCAGCGUCCUGCUACUCUUCCUGGGCCUCAAACACAUCUACGCCUCCCGCAUGCUCCACAAGCAGGAGGCCCUCACCAGAUGCCAGGGAACGCAGGACGAUGAAAAUGAGGAAAUUCCCAGUGAUGAGGACGAGGUGAGCGAGAACCGGAACGCCAUGCAGCAGUCGUGCAGCGCUCCGAGCAGCCAGGGGGACGAUGAUGAGGAGGAUGACGAUGAUGAUGAUGAUGACUACUGGGAUGAGGAAGGUCUGGAGGGCACGCCCCUGGAGGAGUACAGCACGCCCCUGGACUAUGACAACGGAGAAGACGAGUACCAGUUCUUCACCGCAGCCCUGCUACGUGUGCAGAGCUCAGACGUGAGCUGGUACCAGGGUUUGACGGCGCCGCUAAGUGAAGACCAGAAGAAGCAUCUGCAGGAGAUCUACAGCCUGUCACAGCAGAGGAGAAGCAUGGCCACCAAGGGACAGUGAGAUGACUUGUGAAUGGAAAAUGCUGGAAAGAGCUGAGGGAGCGCAUGUAUGGCGAAGGCCCUGAUCUGAUCUGGGAUGUUUAGCAGAAUUAACCACAGGGAACCGGUUCAGUCUAGAUCUGACCAAACUCACGCAUCCCAUCAUGAACCAGUUUCUCUCUCUAAAGUCAUCUUAAAUAAGGAGACUCCCCCUGCUGUGGGGUCCACUCUAAAGCAUGACCCAGGACUGACUCUUCUGAUCCGGGAACAGGACUUGGCCGUCAGGCCCCUGGGAGGCCACCUGGCUGGCUGUGGGCGAGAGAAGUCACCCCCCAUGGUCACUCUGUCACCAGCUCACUCAUUCAUCAGUUGUGUGUGUGUGUGUGUGUGUGUGUGUGUGUGUGUGUGUGUGUGUGUGUGUGUGUGUGUGUGUGUGUGUGUGUGUGUUUUUUGUGUGAUUGUUUUUGUGUGGCUGGGUGGAAGAGUGUAAUUUGAAAUGAUGUGUGAGAGAGAGUUCGAGAGUGUGUACUUGAAAUAAUGUGCAUGAAAGAGAGUGAAUAGAAGAGUGUGUGUGUGUUGCUGUGUGUGCGAGGGAGAGUUGUAGUUAGGUCUGAAUGGAGUUGAGGUGUGUACAUGUGUGUACACAUAUCUGUGUCUUUUGGCCUUUUGUCUAUCGUGUUGGAGUUGAUUUUGCUGUAAGAACUGACUGAGAGGCUGGUAAUGUGCUGAGGGGAUACCAAACGUCACAUUUCUCAGAGAGACUACACAAAGAUAUCAGAAGGACACGCCGUCCUCCCUGUGGACGAACUGAAAGAAAAAAAGACUGAAGAGGACCAUUGGGAGGCUUUUUAGAGUGUGUUUUGUGUGUGUGUGUGUGUGUGUGUGUGUGCGUGUGUGUGUGUUUCAGUAUAUGAAUUAUGAUCUGAGUAGUUGAUGGCACAACUUACUCUUAUGUGCUGUUAUUAUUUUUUGUUUGUUCUGAAUUCUUUUUUCUUUUUGUAACAAGGUGAGUUUUUUGGAAUUAACUUAAAAAAAUCCAUAAAAGUUUAUGUAACAUCCAA
This is a messenger RNA of Engraulis encrasicolus (European anchovy), 4179 nucleotides long. It is a transcript of the gene ipo8, whose product is annotated as importin 8. Gene Ontology annotation, biological process: protein import into nucleus. Gene Ontology annotation, cellular component: cytosol; nuclear envelope. The record is from RefSeq and is a predicted model, not a curated record. Gene Ontology annotation, molecular function: small GTPase binding. The coding region runs from base 81 to 3140 and encodes 1019 amino acids. Lineage: Eukaryota; Metazoa; Chordata; Actinopteri; Clupeiformes; Engraulidae. The transcript is spliced from 25 exons.